This is a messenger RNA of Perca flavescens (yellow perch), 4023 nucleotides long. It is a transcript of the gene arhgef25b, whose product is annotated as Rho guanine nucleotide exchange factor (GEF) 25b. The transcript is spliced from 20 exons. The coding region runs from base 1192 to 3138 and encodes 648 amino acids. Gene Ontology annotation, molecular function: guanyl-nucleotide exchange factor activity. The record is from RefSeq and is a predicted model, not a curated record. Gene Ontology annotation, biological process: axon guidance. Gene Ontology annotation, cellular component: cytoplasm; plasma membrane; extrinsic component of membrane. Lineage: Eukaryota; Metazoa; Chordata; Actinopteri; Perciformes; Percidae.
UAUGUGGAUAUCAUUACUGUGACACAAAUAGGUAAUUAAACGUUUACAAAAUAUUAGGGACACAUUGUACAGAGCGGUGACAACCGUCUCUAUAGUUGUGCAAGUUGAAUAACCAUGACUACAAAAAGCUGAAGCUUAGCUAGCUAGUCAAACUAUGUUGUUUACAGCUAAAUAAUUCACUGAGCUACUUCAGACCAGCCUAUCUAGCUCCGACAGCGAUAGGAAGACGGUGAGAAGUCGUGUUGUUACAUUUACAUGAAAUGUAUUUAAAUAAUUGCCAGGUUUGUACACAUGAAGUCGGAUUUAAUGUCUAUUUGUCAAUUCAAUGUGUCGUCCUUGGCUAGGGGCUAGCUAACGUCAGCUAACAGCUAGCUAACUCCACACUUUCGCCUUGAUGACGGCAGCAGCUUAUGAACAAAACAAACAAGUCACUCACCCUCGCAGUUUCUGUACAGGACGGCCUGAACAACCAAGGCAGCUAACGAAAUCCGUAGGUUAGCCAUGAUCAAUAAAUUCCCGGUUCAUCGCAUUAAGACAUUUAGUUAGCUAGCUAACGUAAGAGGUGGCGAGGCGUGAUGAUGACAGCUAACCAGGCUGUCAGUGAACAGUUUACUAACAUUCUCCACCAGCAGGCAGCAGCAUUGACAGCCACAGACUGCGGAUUAAAGAGGUACGACUUACCUGCUUGGGAUGCAAUCAUCAGAGCAGUGUUGCCGUCAUUGUCCUGAUGAUUUAUGUCUAUAAAGGGACAGGUGUGAAGCCCAUAUACAAUGUCCACGAAACCUUUGCAGCAAGCCACCAUCAAGCCAUUCUGUUGGUAAUAGUCAACGAACUUUCCGCAGAGCGACGGAUUCAUUACGAGCACAUGCUCGAUACAGUGUUAAUGCUGCAUGCCCGUCUGUUAUCUCCGGCGUGUAGUCUGGAAGCACCGAGUCAUCAGAGAGGAUGCUGUCUGAAUCGGACUCGUCCCCCGACAGAGACAUGUCGUCCUCAUCAGGGCCUGAGCCCAGGUGUGGGUCCUUCGCUGCAGUGGCCAUCUUUCAACGGUAGAACAGGUUUCACACACCAGCCCGGAGAAACUGUUAUCGGAUGAAAACAAUCAGGACAUCCAGACGCAAUUCAAGUGUGCCAGGAAGUCCAGUGUGGCUGCAGGAUGCAAAGUCUUGAGUCUAGCAGCAGGAGUGGAUCAUCAUGAGAGGGGGUCACCACCAGCGAGGGUGUGGGUGUCAGCACCUGUUCAGAAAACUGCUCAGCAAAUGUGGCUGCUGCUUUGUUCAACUUAGAGCAGAGUCUUACUCUGUGGCAGGCAGUGCAGUCAGUAUCACCCCAUCAAUGGGCCCUGUGCCCCACCAGGCCUCAGGCAGUUCCAGCCCCUGCUCACACUCCUCGUCUGGAGGAUCACGGCACCCUGUCAGUGCCCUCAAGAAAUGGCUCACCAAUCCCGUCCGCAAGCUGAGCUCUGAUGCCAGAGGAGGAGCGGGAAAAGUCGAGAAGCAGAUGUGCAGGUCAGACAGGAGGCAACCGCCAUUGCUCUUUUCCCACAAUGAAACUCAGCCGAGGCCUCUGGAACCGCACAACAACUACACCAUCCUCUCGUCAGGAGACACGGUGUUGAAAGACAGUCUGUUGAGUCCAGCAACUCCUUCUCCUACACAGCCGCCCUGUCACAGCUACUUAUCUGACCUCCUGCAAGGCACAGACACACAGAGUCAAAAGUCCAGUAUCCACACUCUCCAAGGGGAAGAUGGCUGCACUGUGACUGAUGACUCAGCCAGCCAGUGGUCUGCUACGGUGGACAGCGAAGAGGAGAGAAACAUUGCCUUAGAAAAGAGCAUAUAUGUGCUGACAGAGCUGAUAGAGACAGAAAGGUUGUAUGUGGAAGAUCUUGGACUCAUAGUGCAGGGCUACAUGGGCACCAUGGCCAAUCAGGUAGUUCCAGAGGACCUAAAAGGGAAGGAUAGGAUUGUGUUUGGAAACAUCCAACAGAUCUACGACUGGCAUAAGAAUUAUUUGCUGGGAGAGCUGGAGAAAUGUGUGGGUGAUCCUGACCGCCUGGCCCAACUCUUCAUCAAACAUGAACGGCGUCUUCACAUGUAUGUGGUUUACUGUCAGAACAAACCAAAAUCAGAACACAUUGUCUCUGAGUACAUUGAGACCUACUUUGAGGAUCUCAGGCAGCAGUUGGGUCACAGGCUGCAGCUCAAUGAUCUGCUUAUCAAACCUGUUCAGAGGAUCAUGAAGUAUCAGCUACUGCUGAAGGACUUCCUGAAGUACUACAGCAAAGCUGGAAGGGAUGUUGAGGAGCUGCAGGGGGCGGUGGAGGUGAUGUGUUUUGUGCCAAAACGCUGUAAUGAUAUGAUGAAUGUGGGCAGGCUCCAAGGUUUUGAGGGGAAAAUAACGGCUCAGGGGAAGUUGCUCCAGCAGGAUACCUUCUCUGUCAGCGAGCAGGAAAGCGGCUUACCGUCCAAAGCGAAGGAGAGGAGGGUCUUUCUGUUUGAGCAGCUGGUCAUCUUCAGUGAGCCAAUUGAUAAGAAAAAGGGCUUCUCUUUGCCAGGGUACACUUUUAAGAACAGCAUCAAGGUCAGCUGUUUGGGCGUGGAGGAGCACUCUGAGAAUGAUCUAUGCUCUCUGGUUCUGACCUCCCGCGGGACUAAUGGCAGUGUGACGCGCUUCAUCAUGCAGGCAUCAUCUCUGGAAAUACAGCAAGCUUGGUUUGAUGACGUGGUCCAGAUUUUGGAGAGUCAGAGGAACUUCCUUAAUGCCCUUCAGUCUCCAAUAGAGUACCAACGCAGGGAAAGCAAAUCAAACAGCCUGGGCAGGAACAUGAAGUCUCCAACUGCGUCAGCAUCUGGCCUGCGACCUCACUCCUCUGCAUCCAUGGACCGACGCCAGAAGCCCUGCCUGCUCUCUUGCAACACCUCCCUGCCCUCUCUGCAUCCACCACACCACAGCCCAGCCUUGAAAGUGCUUUCUAAUCCCUGUGCUGCGAGACCUCAAACAGCUCUCCCUCCACUUUCUCCCCCCGAGCAGCUCAGUUUGUACACAGAGGGUGUGACUUCCAGUUUCCAGGAGACCACAUUAAACAUGGGUGCCCAUCGACCAAACAACCUGGAUCACCUGAAGGAGAUUGAGCAGUAAAAUGAACUACGAUGACAAAUGAACUCCCUUUACUUUUCUGCAGUAGGAGUGCCUCAACUGAGUCAGCGUGAUCUGUCAGCAUUGUUUGUUUCACUCCUGUACAGAUGUCAUCAAGGUCUCAGUGUCUCCGUUCCUCACAUUUUGCUCUUAAUUUCCCUCCAAAUAUCAAUCAAAUACCACCAUGGUUUAGCUUAAUCUGGAUUUGAUCUUGUAUAAUCAUAUCUCUGUGCGUGUGUGUGUGUGUGUGUGUGUGUGUGUGUGUGUGUGUGUGUGUGUGUGUGUGUGCGUGUGCGCAUACAUAUUCGCACAUUCACACAUCUACAGAUGGUGAAAUGUGUGAAAAUGCAGUUUUGAAGAACCACAGAGACUGUACUUCAUAUUGUACGUAUAUGUAUACAUUUCUUACUUUUUUCAUUAGAAUUCAUGGAUGAAUAUUUUUGUAGAUCAUAAUAUUUUCAUAAAGGACCAAUUACACUUUAUUUCCCCUGAGAACUCUAAUCUCAAAUCCCUUUAUGCAGUCAUACUCUGUGUUCUCAAAUGUCUGUAUCCUUGAAAUCACUGAGUGAUUGCAGAUUCCAGCUUCACUGUGGAGUCUGAAUCCAUACAAGUUGUGUAUGUCUGUGUGUUCCUUGCAAACACUGUGUGUUCCUUGAGAAAAUAGCUGUUUUCCCUUUGGUGGGCUAUUUUAACCCUGCAAUUGUUUUACUGUUAUCUGAACCAAACACAUUUGCAAACUCACACAGGGCACACGUCCUAAUCAAGCAGAAAAAGGACAAAGGGAAGACAAAGGUGCUCACCGGUCACUGUCAUGUUGAAUGUAAAUAAUCUCAUGUGUGAUAUGUGAUCAUAUCAAUAAAGCUAUUUGACUUGUGUCCUGAUACACAC